UUCCCAUCAACACAACUGCAGGAAAUUCGUCAUGUAAAAUGUGACAAAUGUGUGUGUUUUUAGCUUUCAAAUGACUUUCUGCUGGCUUGGGAAGGUGUAAACAUGACUUGAGUACCUCCUACCUCCAUGAUUCUACCGACCGAGUUGGCGUUAUGUAGUUUGAGUGACAUAUUCAGCGGUAGGUGAUGAAAGACAAGUCGUACAUGAUCGUUUCCACCGAGUCGCCAUCAAAGCUGCCCGAGGACGAGAAUUCUAACAAAAUGACCAAGAAAGUUCGCAAAUGGGAAGUGUUUCCUGGCAAAAACAAAUUCUGUUGCAACGGGAGGAUAAUGAUGGCUCGGCAAACGGGAAUAUUUUAUUUCACCUGUGGUUUAAUUGUUGUGACUUGCGGACUCUUCUUUGGAUUUGAUUGUCCGUACCUGGCCAUUCAUGUGAGCCCUGCCAUCCCGGCUGUUGCCGGGGCCCUCUUCAUCUUUGUCAUGUCAACAUUAUUCCGCACCAGCUUCAGUGACCCCGGGGUUAUACCAAGAGCUACCCCAGAUGAGGCAGCUGAUAUAGAGAGACAAAUAGAGGUACCAAGUUCUGGCUCCCCCAACACAUACAGACCUCCUCCCCGCACCAAAGAGGUCGUCAUCAAGGGGCAGAUAAUAAAGCUGAAGUAUUGUUUCACAUGUAAAAUUUUCCGCCCUCCCCGCGCCUCCCACUGCAGUCUGUGUGACAACUGCGUAGAGAGGUUUGAUCAUCACUGUCCCUGGGUAGGGAACUGCGUGGGAAGGAGGAACUAUCGUUACUUCUAUUUGUUUAUCCUCUCUCUGUCCGUACUGUGUAUUUAUAUCUUUGCAUGCGUGCUCACCCAUUUGAUAUUACGGUCACAAGAUGGGGGGAAUUUCCUACAUGCCAUGCGAGACUCUCCUGCUAGCAUUGUAGAGGCCAUCAUCUGCUUCUUCUCGGUCUGGUCCAUCAUUGGCCUGGCAGGCUUCCAUACCUACCUGGCUACAUCUGAACAGACCACUAAUGAAGAUAUCAAAGGCUCGUUUUCCUCAAAACGAGGUCAGGAUAAUUUUAACCCUUACAGCAAAGGCUCAAUUUUCAAAAACUGUCUAGGAGUUUUAUGUGGACCCAAUCCCCCAAGCCUGAUUGACAGACGGGGUUAUGUAGUGCCCGAUACAUCAGACAUGCACAUGUCCACGGGAGGAUCCGGAAGAGAGAGCAAGUCCGUGAACUUGAGGCACGAGAAUUAUGGAUCCACUACUGUCACACAGAAGACAAACAACAUGGGAACAAACACAGUGACUGAUCAGAAUAACCUGGCCAACUUAAACCCGGUCAUGAAACAUGACAUGAUCAGUUACCAGGAGCCUGAUGGAACAAUCAACAACAAGCUGCCACCAGUCAAUGAAAUGGAACAAAAGCUAUUGGGUAAAAAGCAUGCUCUUUGGGAUCUCACCUUCAAUCAGCUUAACAUGAAUGACAACAGCCAGGUUUCAGUGCCGUUAAACAACAGCCGAGAACACGAGCCCCCGCAUAUAACAAUCAAGGAUGACAGUCAGAAAGCGUCAUACCAUCAGGAGUCGUCACCCACAGGAGUGGCCACAUAAUGAGUAUUUGUAGUCAUUUGCCAGUAGACAGCACCUAAUCAUUAUGAACAUGGUUAUCUUCCCCUUACCAUUCAUCCAUGUACACUAGAUGCCAGUGACUGUCUGCUGGAAAUGAUUUUAACUCUUACAUGAUUAAAGUCCUGCUGUACAACACAAAUAGCCAGGCUUUAAGGCAUGCUCAUGAAUAUGCUGAUUAUGGCCGAGGUAGACCAAUCAGAGUGGGGUUUGUGUUCAGGAUAACAACUAUUUGUUAAUGUUUGUUUUAAUACAUGAAGGCACCUCAAGUUCGAUAUGAAAGAAAGCUGUAUUGAAAUGGAUUAACCAUGUAGUGUUGUGCAGAGGUGUAACGUUCUGGAAACAAUGGUUGAAUGUUAAAAGCCAAAUCUAGAUGCUUAUCCAGGAUUCUUGAGAAAUAGCCAGUCCAAGGCUAGAACAGCUGCAGAUGAUUGUAAGAGAGGACUUCAUUCAGAUUGGAGACAUGCAGAAACCCCUCCUCACUAAGUUGUUUUCAAAACUCUGCUGCUGUAUCAUUAUUAAUUAGACUUCAUAAUCAACUCCCAUGGAUAUGUUUUUUGAUACCGACUCUCGUCUAUUUUUGUAUUUUCUGUGGCAAGAUUUUUGAACCCUAAUCUUUCUUACACCGUAAAAACCCUGCACUGUUUUAAAGUGGCCAUGGUGUUCAUGAUCCAGUCUCAAAACUACACAUUUCAAUUUUUGGUUCUCCAAUGCCUGGAUGAAAUAUGAUUGAAUAAGAUCAGGAUUUAUCGUCUGUCUUGAAAGAUGUACAUGUGGAAUAGCUGUCGAUCAAUCACUCAAUCAGUUGGUCAGCAUCUCUUCCUUAGGAGCAAGCAUUUUUCCAAUUUGGUUUACUCGCAGCAGUGUUUCUUAAUUAUUUAUUUUAGAUAUUAAUUAUCCAUAGGUAGUAAAUGUCAUAUUUUAGGUUUUUAUAUUUCUGUACAUGAUGUAUGAUAACAUAUCAGUUAUUUCAGAGAAGUCCCUUAAUGUCCAAAUUGAAAAAAAAAGGAAUUAAUUUUGUAAGCCAAUUAUUACAGGAUAGUUGGUAGAGAUUCAGUUACAGGAGGUACUGAAUAAAUUAUUGUGCUGGACAAAGAUAGAUCUAAUCCUGUACUUAAGAGGUCAGUACACAUAUAGUGUACAAAUAGUAAUACUAAUAAUUAUAUGUACACAUCCAUAUACAGUACUCCAAAUGAAACCACUUCCAAAUUUCAAAACUGGAAUUUGAUCACCCAGGAAAGGGUGUUUCAAAUCGAUUUGUACAGCUUUGUCGAAACUAUUUGUGUAGCAACCGCAUAAUCAUUCAUCCAUUGAGGUCAUCUGCAGUUAUAAUUGAAAUGAUAAUAUUUAUGUACUGUGAAAAAUGGUAACUUUAUCAUCGGUUAUUUAUACACCUUACAUCGUUACAGAAUGAUGUAUCAGUGCCAUUUCUGCUUGCAUGUACAUUGCAUACUUAUAUACAUGUAUGUACAUUGAAUGUCCAUUUCUACUUAGUGGUUUCCUGACUUAGAAGCAAAACAUGGCCUCAUGAUUGCUGCACCAGCUUGCCCUUGAUUUAUACUGCAUCAAAUAAAUUAUCCAUAUCACAUAUGUAAUAUCAAAAAAUCAUAUUUUAACUGUAACAUGUAUUGAAACAGUCAGAGAAGUUUUGUCUGACUUCUUUGAAAGUUUUCAUAAUAUUUGCUGAUCAUACACUGUCACUCACUUUUUUUGAGCUAGAGGGGUGAGGGCAGAGAGGUGAAGCAGAUGGUAUGUUGGAGGUGAAGCAGAUGGUAUGUUGGAGGUGGAGUAGAUGGCUUGUUGGAAGUGUAGCAGAUGGUAUGUCCAAAAAGCUUGACUAACUAAAGGGCAUAACAUCUGUAUAAGGUUGGGUGGAUCUUUUCACCAAGACAAGUUGGCAAAGCAGUUUGCAAGUCCUGUGCAGAAGUUGACCAUUGAUUUAUCCUAAUGCUUAUAAAAUUUUGGACAGAUAUUAGUAGUGUUGAAAGUAGAAUAUUACAUUUCUUUACCAGCCUUUUGGAAAACUAAACAUUUGAGUAUGUUGUUCAUUAGAUGGUGUAACCAUGUGAGGAAAAAGAACCUCAAUAUUCCUGCUAGAAUUACAUGUAUAUUGGCUAAAAUGAGGAGACCAGGUGUCCCUAAUUUUAAAAGAAAUAGGGUAGUGGUAAACUGAUGGCAAGCAGACAGUUUCCUGGAAAUACCAGGCUUCCAUGCUUUAGUAGUUUUAAAACUGCCUUCAGUGAUUUUUUUUUUUGAAAAUAAUUUUUGGAAUGAUGUUUGAAUUACUCAUUGUGUGGCAGUAGUUGUACUCCACUGACAGUUAAAAAAAAAUUGCAGUACGUGUGAAGAUUAUUAACAUAAGAAAUUGAUAAUAAUCACGUUUAGUUUUUGGUGACACUUGAAUGAAGAAUCCGGACAGGUGUUAAGAAAAAUUUUUAACUAUUGGUUUAAAGACUGGUCUAUAACUGAACCAUUCCAGAUUGAAGUUUGUUGAAUAAUAUGGUGUAAUAAUAACAAAGUCUAGUACAUAGUUAAGUGGUGGUGAGGCUUUUGGUAUGGCGUGUGAGAUUACGUGUCCAUUGUUAGGCAAAUGUCAAAAUGAUCUGAUUGUCCAUUUCAAAUUUUAUCCCAUGACAAGUCCUGUUUUUUUUUUCAGUAAUCGGGUAUAUUUUGAAUUAAACUAAUGGAUUGUGUAUUUGAUGCUUGUGUCAGUAUGAUAAUGAUAAAUAAUUUUCAUCAUGCCGAGUGGUCGAGGGUAUAUCUGUUUAAAUCGAGACAAAAUGUUGCUAUACUGCCAUUGUAUUGCUUAUAGUUUCCAGUGAUAAGCUAGUAGUCACCCUAUCACGGGACAUACAGUCAUCUUUGGCUUAAGUCCCAAUGUAUCGUAGGCUUGUCUCCAGUGGUUGGAAUUAAGCUGGCUUAAAGUGUCAGGUACAUUUUAUACCGAGUGUAUGCUUUACUGUGUCGUACGGAGGCCUUUGAGGACAUAAAUGCCACAUUUUGGUAGACCACACCCAGGAAGUACCAUCGGCCAUUGUCCAAUUUGAGGUCUGUCUAAUUUUAUGGAACUUCAAGAAGGUGACCAGGUAGUCACAAAGGGAAGUAGGCCGCAAACAUUGACUUAACCCCUUGCCAAUUGUUACCUGGCGGUCUCUUACUGAAUGCCUAAAGCUUCGCUAGGGUAGCCACCACGUGUUUGCCGCAGUGUAUUGACUGCUCAGUAUGUCUUCUCGAUGUUCAUAGCGAGGAAGGUUUGUUGUGAAUGUACAUGCAUCUACUCUGAAAUAAGCCCUUGCUUUGUUUUCCUGACAAAAGAAUGUCUAUUUUAUUUCCCUCACACCCAUAUCCCCAAAAGGGCCUUACCAAAUCGAGAGUCCGAUGACUUUGUUUUUAUACGUGUUGAAUUGUACUAAGCUUUUUAUAUGAAGGUAUUAAUACCGUAUUCCACAGAAUUUAGUAUAUAAAAUAUGUACGUGUACGUCACUUGAUGUGUCAUCUUUAUGUAUUCAUUCUAAGUGUGAUAUCUGUCGACUGUAUUCCGAGGCUCACAAAGCCCCUGUCUAUAUAUUCAAUUCAUAUAUAUACGUAUAUAUAAUUAUCCUGGUAAUACCCCUGCCUGUGUUUGUCAACGCUUUACGCGCUGUGAGACGUGCCUGGCUUCUCCUUGUAUUUGUAUAUUUUGUGUUACGAUUUGUCUUCGGAUCCAUGUUUGUUGUUGGCACGUGGUUACGUAUGCGUGUAUAUCAGUAUAGUUACGCUUCAGUAAUGUAUGCCGAAUAAGGUAUGAAUAUUUAAAGGGUUCUGCAAAUAAAGAACUGCGAAUGGAAAAGAAGGCUUUCGUUUUAUUUAAGUACUCAUUUAUGUGUGCCUGUGAGCAAAUUUACGGGAUAGAAGGGAUUUGAAUAAAAGUUCGUGCAGUAGUUGGCCUU
Messenger RNA from Liolophura sinensis, 5542 nucleotides. Its product is annotated as palmitoyltransferase ZDHHC14-like. Gene Ontology annotation, cellular component: Golgi apparatus; endoplasmic reticulum. The coding region runs from base 186 to 1598 and encodes 470 amino acids. Lineage: Eukaryota; Metazoa; Mollusca; Polyplacophora; Chitonida; Chitonidae. Gene Ontology annotation, molecular function: protein-cysteine S-palmitoyltransferase activity. The transcript has 12 exons. The record is from RefSeq and is a predicted model, not a curated record. Gene Ontology annotation, biological process: peptidyl-L-cysteine S-palmitoylation; protein targeting to membrane.